This is a messenger RNA of Helianthus annuus (common sunflower), 2553 nucleotides long. Its product is annotated as receptor-like cytosolic serine/threonine-protein kinase RBK2. Gene Ontology annotation, molecular function: ATP binding; protein kinase activity. The record is from RefSeq and is a predicted model, not a curated record. The transcript has 8 exons. Gene Ontology annotation, biological process: protein phosphorylation. Lineage: Eukaryota; Viridiplantae; Streptophyta; Magnoliopsida; Asterales; Asteraceae. The coding region runs from base 1093 to 2385 and encodes 430 amino acids.
AUGUUUCAACUUUAGAGUCUUUAUGUUUAUUGUUUAUGUAUGUACAUUAGCAUAUAAUAUGUAUAUGUAUAUAUAUGCAUCAUGCUUUUUACAUGUACCCAUGAAAGCAAAGCUAAUAACAUGUGCAUGUGCAUGUGUUACCUUGUCUCCUUCAAGGCAUUUCAAUUGUUUUCCUUGAUUCCUGCUAUUAGUUUUAUACUUUUUUCUGAAAUUUAUAAAACCCCUUUUACUUUUUUAUUUGAUUCCUAAAAUAUUUUUGAAAAUAAGUUAUUUCAUGGUACAAAUUGUUACCAAUUUAGUCAUAUUCUCUUUUGAUUUUCUUGAAUUUUAUGGUCCUUUUAUCUCUCUUUUUGGAAUUUGGAUAAUGGAUUUUCAAGAUUGUUAAUUGAUUAAUUUAAUUUAUAAAUUAGAAUUGGUUAUAAUAUAUAGUUAGGUGCUUCAUGUCAUAGUUAUUGUCUUAUGACUAGGGGUGUUCUUCGGGUUUCGGGUUUUUUGUUAGGAAAAAGUGACCCGAUAACCAACCCAUUUAAAGUUCGGGUUGUUUGGGUAUAGGUUAUUCGGGUUCGGGUUAGUUCGGGUCAGGUUGUUUGGUUUUCGGGUUUAGAUGUAAAAUGAAAAAAAAAAAUGUUUUUUUAGAAAAAUAUCAUCACAUAUUCAAACAUCAUUUAACAAUAUGGUAUGAUAAUAUUCAAAAGUCUCAAAACUUAAUGUUUUAAAUACAAAACACUCCAAAUCAAAUCGCAUCUAUAAAAAAAAGACAACUAAUGUUCGGGUUUUUAUUCGGGUUUCAAGUUUCGGGUUAUUCGGGUCGGGUUGUUCGGGUUUUUGGUUGGGAAAAAGUGACCUGAUAACCGACCCAUUUAAGGUUCGGGUUGGUCGGGUUUGGGUUGUUCAGGUUCGGGUUUUUCGGUUAUUCUCUAAUUCGGGUUCGGGUGACUUCGAAUUCGGGUCGGUUUUCGGGUUCCGGAUAAAAAAGAACAUCCCUACUUAGGGAACCCGGGGCACUCCGUGAUAUUAUCACGGGAACAAAGUUUGACGCGUGAUGGCCGGCCGCCGGUACAUGCGAUUUGUAACAUUUGUUGAUAACUUGAUAUGGAGAAGAUUAUGAAGGUUGACAGUUAUUCUCCCACAUGUGUUCUUGAGGAUUAUUUAAGGAGUUUGGAAUCUGAAGAAGAUACAGUUUCAUCAAAAGAAAGCACAUCUGGAAGUGAUCAAGAUCAUCAAAAGGAUUCAAAGCCUUCAAAAUGGAUGGAUUUUGUUCAGUUGGUUAAAAGCAAGUCAAAGAAAUGUUUGCCAACAUUUCAUCCUAUAACUAGUGGCUUGCAGUUAUCAAGGCGGUUAAGUAGCAGUUUUAGAGAACAGUUUUCCAUGAUCCCACCAUCAUCUCCAAUGCCUGAUAUGAGUUAUUUCAAGCCUCAUUGGAAGAACUUUAGUUUUUCACAGUUGCAAUCUGCCACCAAUAACUUCUCAAAUGGAAACAUGAUUGGAAAAGGAGGUUAUGCUGAGGUAUACAAAGGAGUUUUGAAAAAUGGGCAGAUUGUUGCUGUUAAACAACUUACACGAGGCCCGAUCGAUGAAAGAACGGCGAGCUUUCUAUCCGAGCUUGGCGUUAUGGCUCAUAUCAACCAUCCAAACAUAGCGAAACUAAUUGGUUACGGUGUUGAAGGAGGAUUACAUCUUGUUCUUGAGUUAUCUCCCAAUGGUAGUUUAGCUUCAUGGCUUCAUGCAUUGAAGGAGAAAUUAGAUUGGGGUAUUAGGUAUAAAGUUGCUUUAGGGACAGCUGAAGGUUUGCUUUAUUUACAUGAUGGAUGUCAAAGAAGAAUCAUUCAUAGAGACAUCAAGGCUGCAAAUAUAUUGCUUACUAAGGAUUUUCAACCUCAAAUUUGCGAUUUCGGGCUAGCGAAAUGGUUACCAGAGCAUUGGACUCAUCAUACCGUUUCAAGAUUCGAAGGCACAUUCGGAUAUCUAGCUCCCGAGUACUUGAUGCACGGGAUUGUUGACGAAAAGACUGAUGUUUUCGCGUUUGGUGUACUUUUGUUGGAGCUUAUUAGCGGCCGUAGAGCUCUUGAUUAUUCCCAACAAAGUCUUGUUUUAUGGGCGAAACCGUUGCUGAGAAAGAACAAUGUUAGAGAGCUCGUUGAUCCUGCGAUCGUUGACAAGUGUAACACACGACAACUGCAUUUAACGGUUUUGGCUGCUUCUUUAUGCAUACAACAAUCAUCCAUUCGACGCCCUGAUAUGAACCAGGUUUUACAGAUCCUGAAAGGUGAGUAUGGUGGAUGGGAAUUUGCAAUGCAAAAUUGUAGACGUCGAUCGUCGUUGAAGAAACGUUACGAAGAACUUUUUAGCAUGGAAAACUACGGUAUGAUCGCGUCACAAAAAUAAAAUCAUAACGCUUUAUUAAGCUUAUGUUAUAUUAAAGAUGUAACUAGACAAGUUCCAAAGUAAUGUUGGUGAAAUGAAGUAUAAAUAUUGUAUUAUGUUCAUGUAAUCAUAUGUAUUACUUUUACUUUAAUUGUAAAUAUAUAGGUAUGUCUUUAGUUUCUUUUUGAA